AUGGAAGGAUGUUACAUGCCCAACAACCCUAGCUUCGGGCAAGAACUGUGGCGAACUCCUCCGAAUGGGUAUGUCUUUGACACGCAUUCGCCGGUCGCAUCACAUGGGACUGGCGGCAGAGGAAGCGGCCAGAACUUCGGAUAUCCAGACCUCAAUGUCUCCCGAUCACCUGUGGAUUUCAAUUUCACCAACUGCAGUUUUUCAGCUAUGGAUCCUGAUCCAAUAGCGAGCAUGUUAAGCUUCAACAGUUACUCUCCUCCGUAUAAGGAAUACCCGGCAGCUAAAGAGAAAGGACCUUACGGACACGAUAUGGCUGAUGUUCUACUGUCCUUAAAGCACGCUGUUGUACAUCCCGGUACUGGAUUUUUGACAUCAUCUCCCGUAGCGUCGUCUUCUGGCGUAUACCCACCAUGCAGCGACCAGUUAUCACCUUUAUCACCUAUGUCACAUCCUCACUACGGUCAUGUAGGACUUAAUUUUGGAGGGAGCACCCCCUCUCACGGGGUCAGCUCCCCUAACAACGUUUCCUAUUCCAUCUACCCCCAGUUUCAGGUGACUAAUAAUAAUUGCAUGGUCCCACAAAAUAACAUGUACUAUGGAGUAGACAUUCCUCCUCCCUCACCCAUGGGUACAGUUGGUUGCAAUGGUGUUUCCCAAGCUACCCAACCACAGGGAGGGUCUAUGUUCCCUGCGUCGAUGAGUGUGAACUUAUCCAUGAAUAUGACCAUGGGGGUUACAGGAUUUGGAGAUCAUCAGUUUUAUGGAAGUCCCACUGGACCACCCCAGCCUCAAGUUCAAUGGAGUGCUUCUGCAGCAACUCCCAGUCAAUAUGGAGCUACUCAGGUGCAAGCAGGUUAUGGACAAGUCGGUUACACUCCUCCUUCCCCUGUGUACAACCCUGUAGGAACUUGUACAAUCACAGCUGAACUACGGUCUGGUGAUACCAUGACUCUUCCACCACUGGAGAAAGAAUUCUCGACUAGCAUGUCGCCGCUAAAGUCCAUGAAUACCUGCAUCUCAGCACCCAAACACCUUGAUUACGGUUUUCUGCAGCCAGUAACCACAAUGAAACCAAAACCGCGAGUUGUACCUGUCGUCCCUCGCACAGCUCAGUUCAUUUCCCAAACCGGAGUUAUGGAAGAACCGCCAUCAGCCUGUAGUAAGCCUAAUUUGUGCCGAAUAUGUGGAAAGACCUACGCUCGACCAAGUACCUUAAAAACACAUAUGCGCACACAUUCCGGAGAACGCCCCUAUAGGUGCAACACUUGCAACAAGUCUUUCUCCCAGGCGGCUAACCUAACAGCGCACAUCCGCACUCACAGUGGCGAAAAACCUUUUCGUUGUCCCAUCUGUGAACGCCAGUUUUCUCAAAGUUCUUCAGUCACCACACAUAUGCGCACACAUUCCGGCGAAAGACCAUACCGGUGUUGUAUGUGUAAGAAAGCCUUUUCUGAUAGUUCUACCUUAACAAAACACCUUCGUAUUCACAGUGGAGAAAAACCAUAUCAAUGCAAACUGUGUCUUCUACGGUUCUCCCAAUCUGGGAAUCUUAAUCGACACAUGCGUGUUCACGCUACUACAAAUUAA
Limulus polyphemus (Atlantic horseshoe crab) is the source of this 1587-nucleotide messenger RNA. RefSeq names its product protein glass. The coding region runs from base 1 to 1587 and encodes 528 amino acids. The record is from RefSeq and is a predicted model, not a curated record. Gene Ontology annotation, cellular component: nucleus. Gene Ontology annotation, biological process: regulation of transcription by RNA polymerase II. The transcript is spliced from 2 exons. NCBI's taxonomy places the organism in Eukaryota, Metazoa, Arthropoda, Merostomata, Xiphosura, Limulidae. Gene Ontology annotation, molecular function: DNA-binding transcription factor activity, RNA polymerase II-specific; RNA polymerase II cis-regulatory region sequence-specific DNA binding.